GGCAAUCCUCUCUACUACACGGGCGCCAUGACUGACUGAUUUUGUGAGCCGAGAAGACCCUCGGCCUUCGUCCGGGCCAUCUGGGCCAUGUCCUCAGAUCACCGUGGCAGCGCAGUAACAGAGUUCGUGUCCGACUGUCUCUAUAACGGCACCAUGAACCGGAUCCACACGCGAAUCCAGAGCCGGGUCUUCAGCUCCGUCCUGCGCCAGGAGAUCGGCUUCUUCCAUGCCAACCGCACCGGGGACAUCACGUCGCGGGUGACGGCCGACACGGACGCCAUGAGCGAGGCGCUGAGCUGGAAGCUGAGCCUGCUGAUGUGGUACGGGAUGCGGGGAGCCUUCCUCUUCGGCCUCAUGCUGCAGGUGUCGCUGCGCCUGGCGCUCUUCACCGCUGUGGGGCUGCCCCUCGUCCUGCUGGUGCCCAAGCUCUCCGGGAAAUUCCACCAGAGCCUGGCGCAGCAGGUGCAGGAGUCCCUGGCCAAGGCUAACGAGGUGGCGGUGGAGACCUUCCAGGCCAUGCCCACGGUGCGCAGCUUUGCCAAUGAGGAGGGGGCCGCCCAGCGCUACGGACAGCGGCUGCAGGAGACCUACCGGCUCAACAAGCAGGAGGCAGCCGCCUACGCCGCCUCCAUGUGGACCAACAGCCUGUCGGGGCUGGCGCUGAAGGUGGGGAUCCUGUACUACGGGGGGCGGCUGGUCACCGCCGGGGCCGUCAGCACCGGGGACCUGGUCACCUUCGUCCUCUACGAGAUGCAGUUCACCACGGCCGUGGAGGUGCUGCUCUCCACCUACCCCAGCGUGCAGAAGGCCGUGGGCUCCUCGGAGAAGAUCUUUGAGUACAUGGAGCGAACGCCCCAGAUCAGCCCCCCCGGGACACUGGCCCCCGCCAGCCUGCGUGGGCAUCUCCAGGUGCAGGAUGUCUGGUUCUCCUACCCCGGCCGGGACGACGCCCCUGUGCUCAAGGGGGUGUCUCUGGAGCUGCGCCCCGGGGAGGUGACGGCGCUGGUGGGCCCGUCGGGCGCGGGGAAGACGUCGCUGGUGGCCCUGCUGGAGCGUUUCUAUGAGCCUCAGCGCGGGCGCCUGCUGCUGGAUGGGCGGGACCUGCGGGAGUAUGAGCAUCAUUACCUGCACAGCAAGGUGGCGCUGGUGAGCCAGAAGGCUCGUGCUGGUCGCGUCCGCCUCGCUGCAUGAAAACAUCGCCUAUGCGGGCUGGGG
Molecule: messenger RNA, 1215 nt
Organism: Chelonoidis abingdonii (Abingdon island giant tortoise)
Lineage: Eukaryota; Metazoa; Chordata; Testudines; Testudinidae
Source: RefSeq, a predicted model, not a curated record